AUGCCCACUCAAUCUAGGUAUGACGACACGGGCAGACCAUCCGUUUUGAACUCUCUCACUCAGCUUCGAGAUGAACUUUCAUCUCGGGUCGAUCAGCUGUCUAUGGCAGUGGAAAGACUCCGUGGUCAUGCGCGGGAACUCGAUCUGAUGGGGGAGUCAGGACCGUCUAACACAAACAUACCCGUCAACACCUACCAGCUUGGUCAACCCAAUCUUCCCCCUUCCUUACGACGAACCCUCUUUCCUAUCACUGCUAAUCCCGACGAGGCAUCUAAUCGACUUUCACCCAUCGGCUCUGAAAUAGCCGCUCUUCGUCGUCCUCAUGCUGCUUCUCUGCGACAACCACGUCCCAUCCCCAAUGCUCUCGUAGACGGUCAUCCGGUCUAUCAUGAUAUAGGCGAAAGACUCCGGUUUGUCCGUCAAGUUUUGCGAGAAGUCAGUGCUACUGUGUCUUCUGUCAAUCCUCGUCUUCAAGCGCAAUUACGAGCAGCUGCCGCCGAACCGAGUUUGCUCGUCGGUGGAUUAAACACCAUUUCUCCCGCUGCCCCUCAACCUUCCAAUUACCAACCAAACUGGAGGGAACGAUUGCGGAUUUCCCGUAGUCGAGUACAGGGGAAUACCGUUCAUCGCCCUAGUGCUCAAACCAUUACACCUGAACCCGUUGCUGUAUUACCACUCCCAGAUGAUCAAGGGCGUAGAAGACCUGGUGAACGCAAGGCUCGACUGGCGGGUUGUAAGCCAACAAAUCUAGCAAUCAUGGCUAGUUGUCCAGCUCCUAAGAUUGUUCGAUCCACCAAAUCACGCCCAUCUGCUCGACGAGAUCCUAUAUUACUUGCCGGUCGGUCCAGCAGAACAGUCACACUUGAUCUUCCCGACUGGAACGGUGAAACUGAAACGGUCAUGGAGGAUGUUGGCCAGGCUACACAAAGGACGUCUGUUCGAGAGGGUCAAGAGUCAUCAAGCACUGAACUCACCUACCGAGGUUUGGCAGUAACGUCUCGGAUCGACCGUGAUAUCUCACCUACAACAGGAGUGUCCAGGAACAACGCCAUCCCCGAGAUCCGUCUCAUUCCCGAAAGAACCUUCCGCGAGACCAUUCGGGAACUCAGUUCUGGAAGACCCUCCACUACUCCAAGAAUGGAUGAUAGAGAAAUGCGUCGGUACGAAGCUCGAGCCAUGAGGAAUUUGGCUAGACGUAUCGUGGAGGCUGGAAGAGCAUCGUCUACCGAAAGUCCUGCAUCGACAAAUACUGUUGAUCCUCUUUUCCCAGUUCCACCACCUCGGCAGCAAAGAACACCGUCAUCACUUCAUAUUCCUCCUGUCAAUGUUCCUGCUAAUCGGUCGGCAGAACUCAUGAGGAGACACGCGGAGGCGACUUUAGCCCUGGAUGAGAGAAUGGAACUCUUAGCAUUAUCACCUACGGAUCCCGGAUAUGCAAACAGGCUUGUGAGAAUGAGUCAAUACGAAUCUGGGCGAAGGCUUGAAGAAGCUUAUCGAAGAUUCCCACCUUCCCAACCUCCAUCAACUGACAAUGCGCUUGUGCCUUUCGGUCGUCGUGAGAUUCCAUCUGUCGCCGUACAGACCCCUCCUGCCUUUCCCCUUGCUCAACAAGUCAGGCCAAUCCGACAACGCAGUGCGACGUGGUUAGAAGAAGUUGGCGAUGACGAUGAUCCACCUGAGGUCAUAGAAGAGACCACUGGGCUGGAGUCUGUCCCACUUCAGACAUGGCAAGAUGAUGAGAGUGAGAGUAAUAGUACUAGUGACGACAAUCAGUCUUCUACAACAUCGACCGUGGAAAUGAUCGAUCUAAGCGAAGGGGUUCAGGAUGCGAUCACUGGCGAUAGUCCAGAAAGAGUGUAUGAAGGUCGAGGUCAAGGUCAAGAUGGAGAUGAGGAUGAAGAUGAAGACGAUAUUGAAGAUGAGGGACUAUCGGGAUUUCGAAAUCUAACCAGACCACUCACUAUGGAGGCAUGGGAUCGACAACAUGAAAUAGCCGAUACACUGAUGGGAUACUUGCCUGGUGAAACACGAGAUACUAGAAACAUAAGUCUUUCCCGUCUGGACUUUCCAUCGUCUUCAAGGUACGCAGCAACAGAUCCUCCUGGUCCGGUCGUUGACAGACCAAUUUCGGAAGAGAUGGAUGAAUUGGAUGGAACUAGAACAGUGGAAAUUAUGCCUUCUGGAGCACGUCGUUUGACCAUUGUCACUCCUAGAGGAGAGAGACAAUAUUAUUAUCCUCGUGGAACUACUGCGAAUGCGGCUCUGGACCGUGAGCUAGCUGCUGAUAAUGGUACACGAAAUGUAGAAAGAGUACAUCGAUAUCGACCUUUACCAAAUGCUGAAAACGCUUCAUCCCUCACAUCCAGUGGUACGGCAGUAACAAACGUUCGUAUAGGACAAUAUGAGGGUCUAGGUUUUAGGGAGAGCGCACAGCAAAGAAGGAGGGUUGUUAGUAUGGAUGUGAAUGGACACGAAGGGGAGAUGAUGAAUGGUGAACAAGAAGCGAGGAGGGUGGUCAAUGGUAGGAAUGGGACGAGAGCAGAAGCGAAAGUGGAAGAUGCUGAAAUCGAAUUACAACAUGAUCAAACGGGAGCAGGUAGGAGAAGACCCAGACCUAGACCUUAUAUCAGUCUGUUGGAUUUGUGA
Molecule: messenger RNA, 2646 nt
Organism: Tremella mesenterica DSM 1558
Lineage: Eukaryota; Fungi; Basidiomycota; Tremellomycetes; Tremellales; Tremellaceae
Exons: 4
Coding region: 1-2646 (881 amino acids)
Source: RefSeq, a predicted model, not a curated record